Molecule: messenger RNA, 2419 nt
Organism: Penaeus chinensis
Lineage: Eukaryota; Metazoa; Arthropoda; Malacostraca; Decapoda; Penaeidae
Exons: 5
Coding region: 656-1999 (447 amino acids)
Biological process (GO): engulfment of apoptotic cell; phosphatidylserine exposure on apoptotic cell surface; apoptotic process involved in development
Cellular component (GO): plasma membrane
Source: RefSeq, a predicted model, not a curated record
CUUCGUGGAGGAGUGUUUGCCAAAGGUGUGGAGGAAUGUAAUUAAUACAUUGUUAGCGAGAGAAAAAAAACGUGUCAAAAGUGGUCGACUGAUUAAGUAAUUGGGCUACAUAAGUGUCAUAAAGUGUACGAAGAAAUGAAUAGGUUUUAGUUUUUGUUUUCUAAAUUUUCGCUGUCUGAUUUUGUGCAUGUGUAGUUUACUUUGCAUGAAUUAACAGUUUUCGAGAAAAUCAUAUUACUGAGGUGAAGAAAGAGUGAACUAAAAUGGUACCUUAGGUAAUAUGAUUCCAGCGUAAGUAGUAAAAGUUUGAGAAUGUUUGGAAAAUAUUCUGUAGGCCUACAAGAAGUUGGUGUCCUUGUUAUGUUCAUGAUAAGGUGUCAGUUAUUGAAAAAAAAACUUACAUGGGAAUUUCAUAAUGUAACGCAUUCUUGUAUAAGACAUCAAAUAACAAAAAUUAAUGAAAUGCUUGUAUAAUACCUCAGGAUGACUUUGAGGAAUACAAGAGCAUCUACAAAAUACAUCGAAGAAGUAACCUAAACGUUUAUAGGAUCAAGGGAGUAAAUUAAACAUUCAAAAAUAUAGGAAAUAAUUUAAACGUUUCAAGGAUCGAGAAAAUAUCUUUAAAGGAUCGCAGGAGAGAAGAUUCCCCAGAAGGAUGAUCAACGCAGGGUUCGAACCCGACCUGUGCCUCGAAGUCGGAGGAACCGGCUCUCACGAAGAGGAAGACCCACGUCCUCCUCCUACAGUAGGAACCCAAACCGACAACAGCCCGACGAUCCUGAGCUCCUGGAAGAUCCUGAGGGCGAAUAAUACGGUCCCCGGACUCAACACUUCAUCAGGAUCAGCUGUUUCCGACUACGUGGUGAUCGAAACAAGUUCGUGGGGUUUCGACGCUUCGACUCAGACCCGAGACGCCGAACUCUUCCGUUACAGCGAGGCGAAGGUCAGAGACAUGGUUAUGGCGUGGCGCAUGAUCACCCUCUUCCUGCCAUGCACUUGGUAUCUGAUCAUGUACGUGACGGAUCAGCUGACGGACGUGGUUGUUACGGCGGAGUUCUGUUCGUCGGGGGAGAGCUGGUGGUGUGGUCUUUCGGUGACGUUCCUGGUGCUGCCCAGCCUCUUCAUCAGCGGAUACGCCUACGAACAGCUGACGCAACCAGACAUCGCCAGCGUGGCUCCUCUUAACAAGUGGUUUGCAAGCAUAGCGAGGAAAGUCAGCUGGUGCUACCGCGCAUGGCGAUCCCAAAGCUGGCUACAAAACAAACGCCAAUCAUCCUCUCCUCCCUCUUCCUCUUCCUCUCCUCCUCCUCCUACCUCCUCCUCAACCCAGCCACAGCGCCAGCCGGUGGUCCUCCGCCGCACGCCCAAGGAACUCUGGGAGCAAGCGAGCGCAGAGACCGAAUCGUCAACCGUAAAGUGGUUUCAGUCGCUGCUGGAGUCGGUGCCGCAGCUGAGCCUCCAGACCUACGUCCUCAUGGAGCAGAUCAGACGCUAUCAGGACCCAGACCACGAGCAAGGCGUGGUAUCUGCAGCCCUCGUAGCCUCGGCGCUGGUGAGUCUGACUUCAGCAUCGUCGGGUCUGGCUUCCGUGCUGAGCGAGAGGGCGUGGGAGAGAGUGGCUGCCUCCGUCGCCAUUUUCCUGACGCUGGGGUCACGCGUGCUGGUCAGCGGCGGCGUCGGCACCAUCCACCAGGCGCUGUGGUUCGUCCCCGUCCUGUCUGCCACGUUCAUCGGUCUCGUCACCAAGAUGUCCGAGACGAAGGAGGAGACGUGGGCAGCUGUCCUCACCAAGACGCAUAAAUAUUCCUUCGAAAGCUUCCUAAUGGCUACUGUCUGCCCGCCUUUCAAUGCUCUCGGUCUCUUUACGUCCGUCCCUUACGUUCUGGCGGGGAUGUGUUAUCUCACGCUCGACCCCGGGUGUUUCGUUAACAUCAUGGUCUUCGUGUUGUCCAUCUUGGGUCAGGUUGCGUGGCUGGCGCUUGGGUUUUUCACCACGUGACCUGCGUUCUUGAGAUCUGGUGGGCAGGGGGCGGGAGGCGGUUGGAAGAUGUGUUUGUUAGUUUAGUUAUAUAUAUUAAAAAAUAUAUAUAUAUAUAUAAGUACGCACAAACACACUUCUCAAAAAUAGAUAUUUGUAUCUUAGAUACUAAAUACGCGAAAGUAUAAAUACACAAACAUACAUAAACAAUUAGAAACUUGUAUAAAAAAACCACGUACGUAUUCAAACAAACUUACACGCACAUACAGACAAACGAAUCUACAAACACACUCGCACAGAAGCAUGUGUACACACAAAAACACACACAUAAAAUAUGCAUAUAUAUCACUUGCAUGUAUCAGAAAUGUAUCGGAUAUUUCGAUGCCUCGAGUUUUACCAGUAGGCCUAAAUGUAUGUGUUUAAAUAUUAAAGUCUAACAAG